Molecule: messenger RNA, 1720 nt
Organism: Moneuplotes crassus
Lineage: Eukaryota; Ciliophora; Spirotrichea; Euplotida; Euplotidae
Source: the annotation of a GenBank genome assembly
CUCCAUGAAUAAUACUAUAAGUCCACUGAUCACUUAUAUGAAGGAUAUAGGAAUCCUAAGUAGACACCAGGUGAAAGAAUUUAUCCUCCUGCUUAAAAAGAUGCUUACCUCUGAUAUUAAAAGGAAGCGGAAAGCUAAUAUUGUUGAGACUUCCAUCCAAUGUUUGUCAGACUUCCUCUCAAUGCAAUCUCCUGAGCAAUGAUACGACUUAGCUGCACGAGUAAUUUUGAAAUGGGAUCACAAAAAGUUAGAUCCUUUAAAAUAGACUUCUUCAUAAACGUGAAGAAAAGGAUAAAUUUUUCAAAUUUACCUCUUUCUCUAAAUGGAAAUCAACCCAGCAUUCUGACCUUAUAAAGCACCUAUAUCAAAGAAUAGACGAACAGGAAGAUCUUAUAGAACGGCUGCAAGCUAGACAAGGAAGUUGUUAUCAAGAUUACCCAGAUUAUCCAGACUAUCCAGAUUGCCAAGAGAUUAGUAAAGAAGAUCGAGAGGAGAGAUCUAGCUUCCAGAAAUAUUUGGCAUCAAGGGUUGAGAAUAGCAAUGAGUCUCAAAAGAGAUUUUGCUCAUACCAUCGAACACCGGCAUCCCGAUACAGCUUCAGACAUUUAGGAGAAAGAGUUGUUCCUAAAAUCAGUUUUGAUGGUAAAAGGUAUUCUAGCAGAGGUUUACAGUUCUUUCGACAAGCUGAUGGCUACAAAAGACUCAAGAACAAGAAACAUAUAGAUAGACUUUAUAAUAAUGGCAAGCAAAGACAACUAGCUCGAUCAAAAUCAGCGCUUAUGACAAACCAUGAGGCUAAAGAAUUCAGAGAGUGUACUUUCCAACCAAAGAUUAAGCACCAAUAUGAUGAUAAACUUGACUGAUAUCAUGAAGAUGAGGAGAUGCUUGUACAAAGAUUGACUGAACCUCCAAAACGUGAAAGGGCUAAGCUAAAUAAAUAUAAGAGAGAAGCAGACGAGCAUAAAUAAAUGUACAUUUACUCCAAGAAUUAAAAGGACCAGUUCCCAAGCCAAAGGAAGGUCAAGAUCUGUAUUCGAUAGUCUGUAUUCAGAGAAGAAGAGGAGGGAUAUUUCUAGGAGAAAUAAAGAAAUUCACUUCAGAGAACGUCUACUAGAAGAAGCCACUUUUAUUCCACAUGUCAAUAAAAAUAACAUAAAGGGAAGCCAUCCAAAAGGUGACAUUAUUAAGAAUACUUCCCCCAAUCUUCAUAGUUUUGAUCAAAGACUAGCUAAAGAUCUUUCUAAAAGAAAGGAAAGUCUUCAUAAAAAUUCAAUCUACAAAAGCCAGAAAGAACUUAGAGACUGAACCUUCACGCCGAAAUUAAUAUCGACCUCAAUUCCUCGCCUUCCAGACUCUGAAGACUCAGAUCAAGACCUAGACAUCCACACUCGUCUAUACAAACAACAUGCUGCUCUUGAAUCUAAAAAGACUAAACUUGCGAAGGAAUACGAUUCUGAGAUCCUUCAAGCAACCCCUCACACCAACGCUGGCAGCUACUUGCGAAGACUCAAGAGAGUAUAUUCUUCAGAGAUAAGCCCGAACAAGUCAAUGAGAGCCAGUAGAGCCAUGAUGAACACCAUGCCUAUAAUAGAUAUCAAGAUUAAGAAAACAGGCAAGAAAGAACAGAGGAAGGAAGUAGAAGAGAAAAAGGAUUAAUUAAUCUCAAAGAAAUAGUGUGGUACAUAGGGGUGCAGGCUACAUAAUCAGAGGGAGAAGUUAA